Molecule: messenger RNA, 922 nt
Organism: Mucor mucedo
Lineage: Eukaryota; Fungi; Mucoromycota; Mucoromycetes; Mucorales; Mucoraceae
Exons: 1
Coding region: 92-814 (240 amino acids)
Molecular function (GO): protein binding
Source: RefSeq, a predicted model, not a curated record
AAAAGAGAUAUAUUUCUUGUAUUUUUUUUUCUUUUUUUUCUACAUCUUCUUUUUCUUUAUCUUUCUUUUUUUUUUAUCACCAACAACAAUUAUGGAUAGAUUGCCGUUUGAAGUAUUGUUGCAAGUGUUUGAAUAUUUACCAAUUUCAACGUUUAAAUCCUUGUAUGGGGUAUUUCCACAAGGGAUAGUGGAUGAAGCACUUGUUUACAAACUUCGAAACAAUGGAAGACAGGCGGUUGUUCAGUUGAUAUCCACGAAUCUUCAUGAACUUUCUACCAAGGUCUUAAACAAGCGGAAUGAGUCAUCCUUAUCCUUAUAUUUUGCCUCCUUUGACUCCUCGCAUCGAUAUAUUUGGACUCUACCUGAUUUUAAUCAUUCGCAGUACUAUUUCAGGGUAAAAGAUGCGUAUGUGUCUCAUGGUAAGCUUGUGCUCAGACAACCCCAUGAUGAUGGAAACAUGUUACAAAAGUCAUUAGGGUCAUUGUGGGAUAUUCGAAAGAGCUUUCCGCCUACCAGAGCAGGCUCUUUUUCAGGUGCUAGUGAAUAUUCUCGCAACAAGUCGCAAGAAUUAAUUAUACAUCAAUCGGGUUGUAUUUUGGAUUCAUGCUUAAUUCCGUCAUCGUUAACAGGGGUAGUUCAUACAACUGCUGAGAAAAAGAAAGGUUUAAAGAGGCCAAAUUUACCUUGUUCAUACCAGAGAAGAGCUCCAUCUACUUGGAGAUCUUCCACCUAUCCAGAUUCCAUAUGCGGGUUUUUUCUGGUGGAACGUUUAGCCAUUAGUAUUCCGACUUUUCUAGAACUCUAUUCCUCUUAAAAACAUCAUAUAAUUGUACAUACACACAUACACACAUAUAUAUAAAAUACGCCCACACAAAGUAAAAAAAAAAUCAAUAAAAAUUGCCUUUCGUAGAUUAUCUAGUCA